Halichondria panicea is the source of this 1803-nucleotide messenger RNA. RefSeq lists its product as uncharacterized. The coding region runs from base 264 to 1778 and encodes 504 amino acids. Gene Ontology annotation, molecular function: transmembrane transporter activity. Gene Ontology annotation, biological process: transmembrane transport. The record is from RefSeq and is a predicted model, not a curated record. NCBI's taxonomy places the organism in Eukaryota, Metazoa, Porifera, Demospongiae, Suberitida, Halichondriidae. The transcript is spliced from 12 exons.
CCGGAUGAUAAAGAGGCGCUAGGCACUAGCUGGAGAAAUGGGGAAAUUCAGGCAGUAUGUGCAGCUAUGCUCAUCCAGGCUACCCUCUAAGAGGCUAUUGAAGAUCUACCUAACAGUAUCUUUUUGCAAUGUAUGCUGCACGAAUGUUGAUGGUUUCAAGUUAUCUAUGUUGUUAUAUAGACAAGCUUUCGUCAGAGCAUAAUCGAUAAUGUCACUCAAGUUUACUCGCAGAGCAAACAUUCUGUGCAGUGUAUAAUCUAUCCAUGCUUUUUCCCUUCCUACCAUUCAUGGUCGAGUCACUGCUUCCCUGGCUACCAGAGAACUCAGUUGCAACGUAUGCUGGUAUUGUUGUUUCUGCUGUACUGUUUGGUCGGAUAUGUGGAAGCUAUUUAUGGGGUGCUCUGGCCGAUUACAAAGGUCGAAAACCGACAAUUAUUGGCAGUAUUUUGCUGGUUGGGCUGUCAGCAUUCGUUUUUGGAUUCUCUGUUAAUUAUGGGAUGGCAAUUGCUUUUCGAUUUGCUUCUGGUCUUUGUAACGGUGUAAUCCCGAUAUCAAAGGCAAUAGUAUCUGAAGUGUCCGACGACUCAAACCAGUCUUUUGGAGUGGCUCUGUUGGGUACAGCCUGGGGGCUUGCUUUGGUUGUGGGACCAGCUGUGUCUGCAGCCAUCUCUGACCCCAUCGGACAGUACAACGUAACUGUGGAGAGUGAGACAGUGAGAGAGUUCUUGUCUCAGUUCCCCUACUCUCCACCGUGUAUGUUGACAACUCUACUGUGUGCUGUCUCUGCAGUACUGUCAUUGCUGCUGUUGCCUGAAACUCUUGCAACUGGCAAAAGAAAGCAAACAAUCAACAAAGUCGAUAGAUGUCCUAACUCACAAAUCAACGCUACGAAUACACCAACUACUGAAGCUGCUGAUGUGUCCAACUGCCAAAUUCAGUAUGGCAACACUGAAGACAAUUGUGACGAACAUAGUGUUCAAAACGGGGAAGACCCUGAGCAAGCUGGGUUAAUUGAGCCAGCAAUCAUAGGCAAAAAGACUCGUAGGACUGGUUUCAAACAGAGGACAAAGGAUUUCGGAACUUGGUUCAAGAAUUAUGUGAAGAGAGUUUGUGUUCUAGUGCUUUGUGACAGGGCUACUGGACUCUCUAUUCUCGUUUAUGUCCUGUUUUCAAGUGUAGAUGUUAGUUUCAAUGAUAUCUACUCCAUUUGGGCAAAAACAUCACCACAUCUCGGUGGACUUGGGCUUAGUCUCAAUGAGAUUGGGGUAACGUUGACCAUUUCUGGAGUGGCCAUUGUACCAUCUUCAUUGAUCCUCUUUCCACUGUUAGAGAGGAAGUUUGGUCUGUUGAGAUUGUAUUACCUACUUUUGGUGAUUUUAAUUCCUGCAAUGAUGCUCCUGCCAAAUGUCCAUUACUUCUACAACAUGAAAUCGGUGCUGUGGCUACUAGUGUCCUCCGUCUUGAUUGUGAUUCAGAGUUGUUUGACGAUGAUCUUCAAUUGUGUGGCAACUUUCAUCAAUAACUCUGUACUCUUUGUGAACCUGGGAACAGUUAAUGGGAUUGGUUCUUCUUGUUCAUCGUUAUCAAGGGCUCUUUCUGCUCUAUUGUCUGGCAAGCUGUUCUCUGUGAGUCUGUCGGCGACAGCUGCUGGACUGGGCUACCCACUAGACUAUAGACUCGUCUUCCUCCUCUUUGGACUUGUGUUUGUGGUGUGUGUGUUUGUAGCAGCUUGUCUGCCUGUUAGCAUCAAUAAACAGAAAAUUUGUCAUUUAAAUUAAUGGAUUGAUCACAAAACUGUACAUG